This is a messenger RNA of Anastrepha ludens (Mexican fruit fly), 981 nucleotides long. RefSeq names its product DNA-binding protein SMUBP-2. Lineage: Eukaryota; Metazoa; Arthropoda; Insecta; Diptera; Tephritidae. Gene Ontology annotation, molecular function: zinc ion binding. The transcript has 2 exons. Bases 250 to 834 code for a protein of 194 amino acids. The record is from RefSeq and is a predicted model, not a curated record.
GUUGCAAUCAAUUAUAAAAAUUCUAUCGAAGCUCCUUUUUUUAAAUCGAAAUGGGGCAAGUUCCUUAUGUAUUUCACGUAUUUCAAAAUUUCUUGGCAAAACAAAAAUUCGCCCAUUAACUCUAAUAGUGAUUGAAAUCCAAAGUAAUCGGGUUAAACGCCAAAAGCUGUAUUUUUUUUUUUGUUUUUGAAUACGUCAAAAUCAUCUGUCUUGUAAUUUUAUUUCAUUUGUAAACAAAAGUGAGAAGACAUGGAAAAGAAAGACAAUCAAAACAAAUCCGCGGCUGAUAAGAUGACAACGAAAAUUCCCAGCUCUCCUGAUAAAGCUCUUGAUGAUCCACUUUUCCCUAUAGCGCCCGGUAAGAGUCGCCCUAAUUAUGGCACCAAUAACACCUUAGAAUUGUUGGAAGGCAUUCCCACUGAAGUGGUAAAUUUAAAGUUGGAUGAUGUAUUAACUGCAGUAAAGGAUGUGGAUAACAUGUGUGACUAUCCACGUUGCAAAACUAUAACGAAACUUAUGGGACAAGAUUGCGAGCUAUGUCGCAAACGAUUUUGUUUCAAGCAUGGACUGCCUGAGGUACAUGGAUGUGGUGAAGCAGUGAAACGAGAAGAGCGUGUUAAAUUCCUACACCCUAAGCCAGCGAAAACCGUGCGUGAAGAAGCAGAUUUAGCUCAAGCGAAAAAACGUCUCGAGUCCAAACUGAAGGAUAUGCAAGUGAGACGUAUGCAGAAAGUAAAUGGUGGCCCUCCGAUUACAAUCAAAGGUGGAAAAGGCGAUGCAGCUGGAAGUGAUGCAGGCGAUAGGAAGGGUUCCAGACGGAAGAAGGGGAAGUAAAUAAAAUAUAAUCAAUAAAAGAUAGAUUCUGUCAGUUUCGAAUACUUUUAAGUAUUUCUGAACAUAAGAAAAUAGAAUACGAAAUGGUCAUCACUACUCUAUAAAGUUAUACAACUGAAUUCUUAAUAAAUUUAUUUGUGAAAAUAA